AUGCCGAUCGUCUACGCCCUCGUGUCGCGUGAAAAGACCGUGCUGGCCGAGUACACCGCCACGUCGGGCAACUUCCCCACAGUCACGCGCGUGCUGCUCGCCAAGAUCCCUCCGAGUGACGGCCGCAUGUCGUACGUGUACGACCGCCACCUGUUCCACUACAUUGUCGAGGCCGGCGUCACGUACUUGUGCAUGGCCGACGACGAUCUCAAGCGCCGCGUGCCGUUCCUGUUCCUGGACGACCUCAAGAAGCGGUUCCAAGAAGCGUACGGCGCCCGCGCCUGCACCGCCAUCGCCUUUGCCAUGAACAGCCAGUUCCAGCACGAGAUCCGGCGUCUGCUCGAGUACUACAACGCGCACGACCCGGACGCGGACUCCUCGCUCGCGCGGGUCCGGCAGCAGAUUGACGACGUCAAGGACAUUAUGGUCGAGAACAUUGACAAAGUCCUGGACCGCGGCGAGAAGUUUGAGCUGCUCGUGGACCGCACGGACAAACUCCACCGCCAGUCGGUCAAGUUUGAGCGCUCGUCGACGCAUCUGCGCCAGUCGAUGUGGCGACGGAACGCCAAGCUCUGGCUGCUGCUCGUGGCGGUCGCACUGUUUCUCGUCUACCUCGUCGUCUCGAUGGCCUGUGGCUUUGACUUUAGCGGCUGCUCGGGCAAGCGGGACGACGUCUGA
Molecule: messenger RNA, 678 nt
Organism: Peronospora matthiolae
Lineage: Eukaryota; Oomycota; Peronosporomycetes; Peronosporales; Peronosporaceae
Source: the annotation of a GenBank genome assembly